AUGGGCAUCCAAGGCCUCGCUAGGCGUCUCGAACCCUAUGCGACGCGACUUUCCUCCGAACAGCUAGACGGCUACUCUGCCGUGAUAGACGGUCCUGCGCUCGCCUACUACGCUCACAAAUUGGCCCUCGCUUCAGCCGCUAGCGCCAUCCGAAUCCCGUCUUAUGCAGACAUCGUCGCUGAAGCACUCCGCUGGCUGACCUCGUUGGAGAAUAGCAACAUCAAGGUCAAGCCAAUAAGGUCUGCCAUCUACUUCGAUGGAGCCUUGCCUACUUCAAAGCGAGCCGAGCGACUAUCCAGGACCGAGUCUAACAACAGACGAGUGCAGCAAUUUCGCAACAGCUAUGCUACCGUUUCCUGUCCUGUUCCCACAUACCUAGGGUCCAUCUCAUACGCCUUCCUUGCGCCUGCACUACAAGAAGCGUUACUAGGUUCGCCUUUUGCCUCAAAGACCCGGACGGUACCGGGAGAAGCAGACGACUGGUGCGCAUCGCAUGCCAAAGAACAUUUGCGACACAUCAUCUUUACAAGUGACACCGAUCUUGUCUUGUAUGACUACUCAGUAGAUACACUGAUAGUGUUUCUCCACGAUGCGGACGUAGCGACUGGCAUCAAGGCGUACUCACCGAACGAGAUUCGGAAACAGUUACAAGUAGCGAGUCUAGCGACAUUCGCGUAUACACUUAUCGAGAACCCACAAGAUAGUGCGAAGCUCCUAGCUCAUCAAGCCCAGAACGUAGACCAGGCGUCCACGCGAUACAUUGAAUUCGCCAGCCGAUACGUCGCGAGGGUCGCAACACCAGCUUACCUGAAUGAGCCGGACUUGGUAGAUUUGCCUCAGAUCGAUGUCCGGAUAUCCGAGUACGCACAUCAAGCCUUGCACUAUUUCGAAUACCCGCAGGUGUACUUGCCUCUGUUGAUAGAAGACCCUACUCAAGCAUCAGCAUGGAACGUCGGCCACGAUAUACGUAAAAUAGCCUACGAUCUACUAGCAAAGAAAGAAAUCAUUUACGUACAAGAGCACAGAAGGAAGGCGCAAGGUAUCACGAUCCAAGAGAUCAAAGUGGAUUCGAGACUCUUCGAGAAAAACCCCGUGGAGGACCUGGAGAGACAGAUGGGCAGCCUGAAAGAAUGGGGUGAUGUGAAGUCUGUCAGUCGAGAGCUUCUAUGGUCGCUCUUCGGUCUCAGUCUAGUUCUCAACGAACUGAACACCCCGCCUCCCAUUGUCCUCGUCCAACGAGUGCUGAACUGCGAUUUUGAUAACAGUUGGGCCUUCGUACACCUCACGGCGCGAUUACAUGCCGCUAUCUACUCGUUACGCAUGCUACUCCAGAUGAUUAAAGUCGGGGAAGCGACAAUGGUACCUGAUCUUAUAGUAGACGUCGAUGAUCGACAAGAUGUCGAAGACGCCCAGCUGCGCGAGAACAUGUCCAAGAUCGCCAAUCACAUGUCCGACUUCCCCUCGAUACCUGAGGUCAUGGGUGUUCCGGGACAGACAAAGCGCAUCCUGGCUGAACAUGACAAGUUGAAGGAAUUGAUUGAAGAGAUAUAUAGAUCUGCUGGUGUGGAAGUACCAAGCGAGCAGGUGUCGAAUAAGAAGAAGAAGAGGCAGAUGAGGGAAGGGGAGAGGAAGAAGAAGAAGGCUGAGCAGAGGAUGCAGGCGAAGCCACAAGUUGGGAACGCCUAUUCGCUUUUGGGGGAGGGGUGA
Messenger RNA from Alternaria incomplexa, 1707 nucleotides. RefSeq lists its product as uncharacterized. Bases 1 to 1707 code for a protein of 568 amino acids. NCBI's taxonomy places the organism in Eukaryota, Fungi, Ascomycota, Dothideomycetes, Pleosporales, Pleosporaceae. The record is from RefSeq and is a predicted model, not a curated record. The transcript has 3 exons.